AUGAAAUUUAAUAAUUUACUACUAUUAUCAACUACAAUUGUUGGUGUUGCCAUGGCAACAAUGAAUAUGAUGGACCAUCAAGAUGAGGAUAAUAAUCAUGAUAUAUCUACAACUUCAGCCGAUUUAGAUCCUUCAGAUCCUUCAGAUCCUUCAGAUCCUUCAGAAACUCCAAUUCCACAUGUAAUGAAACAUCAACAUGGUGGUGUACCUAUUCUCGAGACUAAAUUAUUACCAAUUGAACAAAAAUUCUGGGAAUCAUAUAAUACUACUACAUAUUUCAAUAUUGAAUCAAAUCAUAGAACAUCAUUGUAUUUACAUAUCUUUUCAGGAUUGUUUACAAUUUUCAUAAUUUAUCCAUUUUGUUUAAUUUUUAAUAAUUUAAGAUUAAAUAAAUUUUAUUUUGUAACAUUAAUUGUUCAUACUGGGUUUAUGUUAUUUUCAAUAUUAAAUUACCUGAUAUUUAUUGGUUCAUUAGUAGAAGAUAUAUAUCCAAAUAAUGCAUAUAACAAAAUGAUAAUCAUAUUAUUAAUAACUACAAUUAUACAACCGAUCAUUUAUCUUAUCAAAUUAAUUGAUCCAAAUAGUGAUAAAGGUAAUUAUUUAAGUUUAUCAAGUUCUUCAUCAUCUUCUGAUUUAAGUGCAUUUGAAAUCGAUGAUAAACCAAUACCCCAACCCGCUACCAAUCGAAGAUUAAAUUUUUUAAAUUCUGGUAGAUUAGGCAAAUUUAGAAAAUAUUUUGCAACUACAAAAUUUCAUAAAUUUAGUGUUAUUUUAUUUAAUUUUUUAAAUUGGGGUCAUUUCUUUUAUUUCAUUGUAUUAAUUCCAACUGCAGUUGCAACAUUUUGCCUUUAUGGUAAGGGAAAAACUGUAUUCAAUUUAUUAGCUCAUUUCAUUAAAGGUGGUGUCUUUUUAAGUUAUGGUAUAUUAUCCCUUGCUAGAUAUUCAGGUGCAUUUAAAAAUAAAGGAUGGAGUUGGAAUCAUAAAUUUAUAAAAUCAAAUGAAACAAUCUCAACAUGGUUUAAAUUUCAAAAUAAAGGUCUUUGGACAAUGGAAAUGAUUGAAAGUUCAUUAAUUUUAUUUUAUGGAUCAACUAAUAUUUUCUUGGAACAUUUAGCAAAUUCAGGUGGUGAAUGGAGUCCAAAAGAUUUACAACAUGUUUCAAUUGCAUUUAUAUUUAUUGGUUGCGGUUUAUGUGGAGUUAUAACUGAAUUAAAAUUACAAAAUUGGAGAUUUGAACAAGCUACAAAAAAUUCAAAUGAUUCAAAAAUAAUUAAAGCUUCACCUGGUUUUAGUCCAAAUCCAUUUCCAAUUUUGACUAUUUAUUGGACUGGUGUAUUAAUGUCUAAACAUGAACAAGCAUCUGAAUUAUCUACAGAAAUUCAUGUCCAAUGGGGUAAUUUAUUUAUACUUGGUUGUGUUUUUAGAUUUUUAACUUAUAUUAUAUUAUUAUUAAAUUCAAAUAUGAAUAAAAAUUUAACUACUCCAACAAGACCAAUAACUGAAUUAAUUGUUAGUUUUUCAUUAAUAUGUGGUGGGUUAAUUUUUAUGGAAUCAACAGAUCCUGUAAUAUUAAGUUUUGAAUAUUAUGGAUUUACAUCAAUGUUUACUUUAAACAUUAGUUUGGGAUUAGUCACAUUGUUUAUGUCAUGGGAAAUGAGUUUAUUUGCAAUUAAAGAUAGGUUGAAAGAGAAAUAUGAAUCCAAACCAAAAGAAAUACAAAAUAAUGAACAAGUUUAA
Molecule: messenger RNA, 1737 nt
Organism: Insectozyma verbasci
Lineage: Eukaryota; Fungi; Ascomycota; Pichiomycetes; Serinales; Debaryomycetaceae
Source: the annotation of a GenBank genome assembly